This is a messenger RNA of Suhomyces tanzawaensis NRRL Y-17324, 1023 nucleotides long. RefSeq names its product cyclin-dependent protein serine/threonine kinase regulator (gene SSN8). The coding region runs from base 1 to 1023 and encodes 340 amino acids. Gene Ontology annotation, biological process: positive regulation of transcription by RNA polymerase II. The record is from RefSeq and is a predicted model, not a curated record. NCBI's taxonomy places the organism in Eukaryota, Fungi, Ascomycota, Pichiomycetes, Serinales, Debaryomycetaceae. Gene Ontology annotation, cellular component: mediator complex; nucleus. The transcript has 2 exons. Gene Ontology annotation, molecular function: cyclin-dependent protein serine/threonine kinase regulator activity.
AUGUCAGCAGACUUCUGGAACUCUUCCCAGCAUAACAAGUGGCAGCUUACGCGGCACUCGCUUCUCGAGAGCCGACGUAGGCUCCUCUUGCUCGAGCGCAAGAUGAUCCAGAACGGACUCAUCAAAGACUUCAACGUUGCCUACGACUACAACAUGAGGAUCUAUCUCCAUAAUCUCAUCAUCAAGUUAGGACGAAGACUCAACAUCCGCCAGGUGGCGUUAGCAUCGGCCGAGAUCUACCUCACUCGAUUUCUCACCCGUGUGCUGUUGAAGGAAAUCAACGUAUACUUGCUUGUUACCACCUGCCUCUACGUGGCAUGCAAAAUCGAGGAGUGCCCCCAACAUAUCCGGUUGAUCAUCCUGGAAGCCCGCAACUUGUGGCCCGAGUAUAUUCCCCACGAUGUCACCAAGCUCGCGGAGUUCGAGUUCUACCUCAUCGAGGAGAUGGAUUCCUUCCUCUUUCUCCAUCACCCCUACCGCUCACUCCUCCAAAUACGGGACUUCUUGAUUGAGAACCAGGCAGUUUACGGAUUCACGUUGAAUGACGACGAGCUCCAAAACGCAUGGUCCUUGAUCAACGACAGCUACAUAACGGACUUGCAUCUCCUUCUCCCCCCACAUAUCAUCGCAGUGACCUCCAUCUACAUAACCAUCGUUCUCAAAAAACACCUUUCCGCCAUAAGAGGAAGAAACGAAGGUGCUGUUCCUGGACAAAAGCCGGACUCCUCCACUAUGCAUAUAGACGACCUCAUGACCCUAGCCAACCCUAAGGAUACAACUCAAUCAGAGCCUGGUCUGAAGAGUCAGCCGGUAGAGCUUGAAGGCACCAAUUUCCAGGAUAUGAAAUUGGACGAGGACACCAUCAAAAUCAACCGUUUCAUGAAUUUCUUGGACCAUUCACACAUAAAUCUCGACGAGGUGGUAGAGGCCAUGCAGGACAUUAUCAACAUCUAUGUGAUCUGGAACAGGUACAAUGAGGGUACCGUCAAGAAGACGCUUCAGAUGAUGCUAUUAAAUAGGUAA